UAUUAACUGGAAACAAACACCGCACCUUCUUUGCUUGUUGUCUAAUUCAAAAAUCAACCGAGAAGAUCCUCAAGAUUCUUGAUGAAAUCUGCAGGAUCUUGCUUUCCGAACUGUACAGAUAUCCUCAAGAUUUGUCUCUCAAUGCCUUCCCAUUUAAAAGUCGCUUACCCUUUUCUUCAUUUUCAUCAUCAUCUUCAUCUCUCAACAUCUUCUACCUUAAUUUUAACGCAAGAAAAAAAUAUUCAAUCAUGGGUAUGGCUACUGCCGAAACUCAACCUCAGUUUCAUGUUCUUGCUGUUGAUGACAGCGUUAUUGACAGAAAGUUGAUUGAGAAACUCCUUAAAACUUCUUCUUAUCAAGUUACUGCUGUGGACUCUGGGAGUAAAGCCCUGGAAUUUUUGGGUUUGUUGAAUGAAGAAGAAGAGAUAAAUUCAGAAUUUGCUUCUUUUUCUCCUCAUCAUCAUGAUAUAGAAGUCAAUCUGAUUAUUACAGAUUACUGUAUGCCAGGAAUGACUGGCUAUGAUCUCCUCAGAAAAAUCAAGAAAUCAGCAUCAUUGAAAGAUAUUCCAGUUGUGAUAAUGUCCUCAGAAAAUGUUCCUUCAAGAAUUAAUAGAUGUUUGGAAGAAGGAGCUGAAGAAUUCUUUCUGAAGCCGGUUCAAUUAUCAGAUGUAAGCAAGCUUAAGCCUCAUCUCAUGAAGGGAAAAUCAAAGGAGAAUAUUAAUGGUGAAAUAAACAAUAACAAGAGAAAAGGCAUGGAAGAAAUUAGCUCUCCUGAUAGAACAAGAACAAGAUACAAUAACACUAAUGGCUUGGAAGUUAUCUAAUUGGGGCCACAAGUUAAAUAAUGUUUUCUGAUUUACUUUUAAUUUGUAGGAUUUUAAUUCCUGCAACAAUUUUAUCUGUUUUUAUUUUUGUUCUAUGAUUUUACUUUUAUUUUAACCUUGAUUGUACAGUUUCUCCAUAUAAAUUUUUUUAUUGGGAGAGGGAGAUAUAGGUAUAUAAGUUAUAAUAAUGAGACUUACUUUGGAUUAUUGUAAUUUUAUUAUCAAAAGAAAAAUAUUCAUUCAAUUUUGUAUCAUUAUUUUUUUUUUUCAUGAUA
Molecule: messenger RNA, 1099 nt
Organism: Pistacia vera
Lineage: Eukaryota; Viridiplantae; Streptophyta; Magnoliopsida; Sapindales; Anacardiaceae
Product: two-component response regulator ORR4-like
Exons: 2
Coding region: 249-824 (191 amino acids)
Biological process (GO): cytokinin-activated signaling pathway; phosphorelay signal transduction system
Source: RefSeq, a predicted model, not a curated record